Messenger RNA from Microthlaspi erraticum, 360 nucleotides. Lineage: Eukaryota; Viridiplantae; Streptophyta; Magnoliopsida; Brassicales; Brassicaceae. The record is from the annotation of a GenBank genome assembly.
AUGUUCCUGGAUCAAUACGAAAAUCCGUAUUUCCUCCACAGUUCUGAUCACGCCGGCUUAAUCCUUGUCUCCGAUCGUCUUCAAUCCGGCGCAGACUUUCACUCGUGGCGUCGAUCAGUUCGGAUGGCGUUGAAUGUGCAUAAUAAGCUGGGUUUCAUUGACGGAACGAUUCCAAAGCCGCCUGCGGAUCAUCGCGAUGCCGGUUCUUGGUCGCGAUGCAACGACAUGGUCGCUACCUGGAUAAUGAACUCGGUGAGUAAGAAAAUCGCUCAGAGCUUGUUGUUUAUGAGUACUGCGGAACCGAUUUGGAAGAACAUCCUAGCUAGAUUUAAGCAGGAUGAUGCUCCGCGUGUAUUUUGA